AUGGCAGUGGUCUCUGCAAUGUCCUGGGUCCUGUAUUUGUGGAUAAGUGCCUGUGCAAUGCUGCUCUGUCAGGGGUCCCUCCAUCACACUUUCCAGCAGCAUCACCUGCACAGACCAGAAGGAGGAACGUGUGAAGUUAUAGCAGCACACAGAUGCUGUAAUAAGAAUCGAAUUGAGGAAAGAUCACAAACAGUAAAGUGCUCCUGUCUACCUGGGAAAGUGGCUGGGACUACGAGAAACAGACCUUCCUGUGUUGAUGCUUCAAUAGUGAUUGGGAAGUGGUGGUGUGAGAUGGAGCCCUGCCUAGAAGGAGAGGAAUGUAAGACGUUGCCUGAUAAUUCUGGAUGGAUGUGUGCGACUGGCAAUAAAAUCAAGACCACCAGAAUCCACCCGAGGACCUAA
Molecule: messenger RNA, 402 nt
Organism: Indicator indicator
Lineage: Eukaryota; Metazoa; Chordata; Aves; Piciformes; Indicatoridae
Gene: TAFA1
Product: TAFA chemokine like family member 1
Exons: 4
Coding region: 1-402 (133 amino acids)
Biological process (GO): regulation of neuroblast proliferation; neuroblast differentiation
Molecular function (GO): receptor ligand activity
Source: RefSeq, a predicted model, not a curated record